Molecule: messenger RNA, 1788 nt
Organism: Salvelinus namaycush (lake trout)
Lineage: Eukaryota; Metazoa; Chordata; Actinopteri; Salmoniformes; Salmonidae
Gene: slc25a21
Product: solute carrier family 25 member 21
Exons: 9
Coding region: 96-905 (269 amino acids)
Source: RefSeq, a predicted model, not a curated record
GUCAGGUUGAAAGUGUGCACAUUCGGGUAAAUGAAGAGCAAUAUUGUGAUGAGUCCUACUUUCGUCUCUCUCCAGGUCUGGUGGAGAUUCUGCUGAUGCACCCUCUAGAUGUGGUGAAGACCAGGUUUCAGAUCCAGAGAGGCACCAGUGAUCCACACAACUACAAGAGCCUCGUCGACUGCUUCAGAACCAUCUUCCACAACGAAGGUAUAUAUGGCUUCUAUAAGGGGAUCCUCCCUCCAAUCCUGGCUGAGACCCCAAAGAGAGCAGUUAAGUUCUUUACCUUCGAACAGUACAAGAAGCUGCUGAGUCUCACCGGUCUGUCCGCUGGUCUAGCUCUGUCAGUAGCAGGUCUAGGGUGCGGUCUGACCGAGGCAUUGGUGGUCAACCCAUUUGAAGUGGUCAAAGUCGGCCUGCAGGCCAACAGAGAUUCUUUCCAAGUGCAGCCCUCCACGUUUGCCCAAGCACGGCACAUCAUCAACGCAGACGGCUUUGGCCUGCGAGGGCUGAAUAAAGGGUUAACGUCGACCCUGGGGCGCCACGGCGUCUUUAACAUGAUCUACUUUGGAUUCUACUUCAACGUCAAGGACGCCAUUCCUGCCAGCCAGGACCCAACCCUGGAGUUCCUGAGGAAGUUUGCUAUUGGCCUGGCCUCAGGAACCAUCUCUUCCUGUGUCAACAUUCCUUUCGACGUGGCCAAAAGCCGCAUCCAGGCUCCCCAGCCCAUACCGGGAGAGGUCAAGUACCGGACCUGCUUCCAGACCAUGGGCCUGGUCUACCGGGAGGAGGGAUACUUGGCGCUGUACAAAGGACUGAUCCCCAAGAUCAUGAGACUCGGACCAGGUGGAGCUGUGAUGCUGCUGGUGUAUGAAUACGUAUCUGGAUGGUUAAAUAAGAACUGGUGAUGAGAAGAAGCCCACCAGCAUGCCUUAAGGUUCCCACCAGGCAGCCUAUUAGGAUGCCCACCAGGCAGUUUACUGAAGCGCACCAGGCAGCUGCCUUAAGGGGCCUGCUGUCUCAGGUUCCAACAUCCACAGGCUAAACCCUGUGACCUCCAAUAGACUGUUCCAGCUAGUGCCCGUCCCAUACAUACAACCAAAGUAUGACCAGAGUGUAACCAUUGUACAACCAGAAUGCAACCAUAGUAUAACCAGAAGACAACCAUAGUACAACCAGAAUACAACCGUAGUAUAACCGGACUAGAACCAUAUCGCAAAACACUGAUCUGUUAUCCAUAUUACGUCUUCCAUUACAAUCAAUAAUAAUCCACCUCGACAAAUCAAGGCCCUGCCUCAUUUAAUACACAAACAUUAUUGGGAACAACUUACACAUCUAAUACAAUAGCCAUGCAUGCCAUUACAUACUGUGUGCAUAGAUGAGUCCUAUAUUGUAUCUCGCUGCCAUACUAAUGUAAACCUAUUUAACAUACAGGGGAUUUAGUGUCCACUACAAACUAUUACACACACACAGCCACGGUGUUCCAAGCCCAAAUGUCCAGAUUACACACACACACACACACACACACACACGCUCCACCCACAGUGCAUUCAUUCAAAGACGACUUCACAUAAACGGAAUCAGGCACAGGAUGAAGCCUCCUCUAAAAUUCUGCCAUUUUUGUACACAUUGAAUAGAAAUGACAAAAUCAUCAUAGAAGACAAUAGAGACUCGCAUUGAUAUCUUGAAAUAGUUUGUGAUUUUAAUGUAUUCUGUCAUAGCAUAUCUUUUUCAAAGUCCCUAUGAAGCUGCCUACUUGUAUGUGACAGAUUAAAACGCAUCAAACUUGAA